Messenger RNA from Mytilus trossulus (common blue mussel), 1567 nucleotides. RefSeq lists its product as uncharacterized. The record is from RefSeq and is a predicted model, not a curated record. Bases 162 to 1304 code for a protein of 380 amino acids. The transcript has 5 exons. Lineage: Eukaryota; Metazoa; Mollusca; Bivalvia; Mytilida; Mytilidae.
AUUUACGUCACAGAGUGUCCAAAGUGUCAUGCGCAUUCGUAGGUGUUUUGAUCGAUAGUGUAAAUCUCGGUAUAGCUGAUUCCUUUGAGAAGCGACAGAUGAAACCUACAAGACUGUGACACACAGAGAGAGCAUAACAUCUGUAUUAAAAGGGCACUAACAUGCAAUUGCUCCUUAUUGUCCCCCUUAUAGGGGUUAUAAUGGCCGCUCCUAUGGCUGAAGAAAGAAACAUCAAAGUGAAAAGAGCCAUGGAGACAAUUAUGUAUGGAAACCAACAGAAUUCAAAUAAACAAGUGAAAAAGAGUGACCCUAGUAUGCCACUCCACGAAGACAUUCCAGAUGUUAAUGCCGCAGUAUUACCUGAUGAUGGUGGCUCAGUUGAAGCAUCGAAGGCUGAAGAUAUAUCCGAGCCAAAAUCAGAUGAAACUCCAGUAGAUGAGUUAGACACAGUUUUAAAAGACGUGGAACUUAGUGACAAGGAAGAACAUGUCGGAUCUGAAUCAUUAUCAGAAGACACAAGCAGUCAAACAGAAGACGAUUCAAAUAUUCCACCAGCAAAUGCAGAAGCUAUUGAGGAAUUAAAGAAUACGAUGGGAGAAGAGAGUCAAGGGGAUGAUAGUUCUGAAAAACAACCAAUAACUGAUGUUUCAUCUUCAGAGGAACAAAACUAUGAUAAUUAUGACUUGUUCAAACUAUAUCGUGAGUAUCAAAAUAUGAUAAAAAACUACAGACCUCUAUAUGAUGUUAAUAACUAUAGAAAACGACGAAUGGCUAUCAGGAAGCGCCGGUUUAUGGGCCGAUCAAGAGAACGAGCCGUGAAAAGGGCUCAUCGUAGCAAAAGAGAUCUUACUUACCCGGAGGAAAGUGAACUCUACGAACCAUAUUAUUAUCCAGAGUUGUCUUAUCCUAAUUCAGAAAAUUACGGUUAUGGAAACCCGUAUGAAACACAAGAUCAGAUGGAGCCUUUAGAGGAACUAUUGGAAGACAAUGUGCUGCCUUACCCAGUAAAUUCAUACGACGAACCAUCAUGGUACGAUUACAGACCAACGAAUUACGAAGGUGACGAGGGAAUGUAUUUACCAGUUAAAAGACAGAGCAUGCUGAGUUUUGUCCCUGGAAAUAGAAAAAGGUCAUCGCCAUACUUUUAUCCUGUCAGUGAAGAACCCGAAACACAUUUUGGUGCUUUUGUUCCUGAGAAGAGGAACUAUUUUGAUACAUACGGAAGUCUUGUAAGAGCUGCAAGACUUUUAGCAGCUAGACAGGAAGAAAGAGACCCAAUGCAGGGCUAUGAAGAAUGGUAUUGAGAAGAAACACUAAUUGCGUCAAGCACCUGUUAAACUUGUGAUAUGGAUUUUUACAGUUAAAUUGUUCAUAAUUCGUAGAGAGGAUCUGAUACUUGAUAUCUAUGUUGUUUUCAUCUGAAAUAUGAAUCACACAUUAACUUGAUCAUUGAAAAUUUUAUUUCUUACCUCAGAUAAAAUGGCAUGGGAUUGUACUUCAAAUGAAAAGUCAAAACUUAUAUUGAAUUUAUUUUUGUCCUGUUUUACCAAUAAAUCAUUAUUUUUCA